AUGCGAGCUCUCCGGACACCUGGGCUGUUCCAGCUCAAGGGCUUGAAGAUGCUCCUGUCACUGGGGCUGCUCUUUGCUGCCCUGUCCUUGGGAAGAUGCAUCCCCCUGCAGCAGGCGCCCAACCGCAGCAAGCUCCUCCUGGUGUCCUUCGACGGCUUUCGCUGGAACUACGACCAGGACGUGGACACCCCCAACCUGGACACCAUGGCUGCGGACGGGGUGAAGGCCAAGUACAUGACUCCUGCCUUCAUCACCCUCACCAGCCCCUGCCACUUCACGCUGCUGACCGGGCGGUACCUGGAGAACCACGGGGUGAUCCAUAACAUGUGGUUCAACACCAAAACAGGAGUGAAACUGCCCUACUACACCACACAAGGCAUAAGCAGCUGGUGGGACAACGGCAGCCUCCCCAUCUGGAUCACUGCCCAGAGACAGGGUUUGAAGACAGGCUCUAUCCACUUCCCUGGAACCAAAGCGAAAUACCAAGGGCAAGAAGUGUACAAGAAGUUGGUGGAACCCGCAUUGUUCAACUACAGCAACGAAACCAACUGGAGGCAGAGCAUCGACACCGUCAUGGAAUGGUUCACAGUGGACAACCUCGACUUCAUCACGCUCUACUUUGGGGAGCCAGACUCCUCGGGACACAAGUUCGGCCCCGAAUCCACACAGAGGAAAAACAUGAUCAAGCAGGUGGACAGAACCGUCGGCUACUUGAGGCAGCGUAUCCGGGAAAGCGGCCUGGAGUCAACCCUCAACCUCAUCAUCACAUCCGACCACGGCAUGGAGACCGUCCUGAAAACCGACGAGAUUCACCUCCGCACCGUCAGCAACUUCACCUUCAAAGACAUCGACUUCGAACUCCUAGAUUAUGGACCAAAUGGACUCCUGGUGCCAAAGGAAGGGAGACUAGAGCACGUGUACUCAGUCCUGAAAAACGCCCACCCAAAGCUGCACGUUUACAAGAAGGAAGAGUUUCCAAAGAGGUUCCACUACGCCAACCAUUCCCGGAUCACCCCGCUUUUGCUGUACAGCGAUCCAGGCUACGUGAUCCAUGGGAGGUACAAGGUCCAGUUCAACAAAGGGGAACACGGUUUUGACAACGAGGCCAUGAACAUGAAAACCAUCUUCCGUGCCGUGGGACCGGCCUUCAAGAAGGGGCUGGAGGUGGAGCCCUUCGAAAGCGUCAAUGUCUACGCGCUCCUCUGCGAGCUGCUGGGCAUCACCCCCGAGCCCCACGAUGGCUCCCUGGAGGUCACCAAGCCCAUGCUGAGAGAAGACACGGACGAUGGCAAUGGCAAUGGCAAUGGCAAUGGCAAUGGCAAUGGCAAUGGUGGCGAUGGCAAUGGCGAUGGUGGCAAUGGCAAUGACAAUGGCAAUGGCAAUGGUAAUGGUGGCGAUGGCAACGGCAAUGGUAAUGGCAAUGGUGGCGAUGGCAAUGGCAAUGGUGGCAAUGGCAAUGGCAAUGGCGGCAAUGGCAAUGGCAAUGGUAAUGGUGGCAAUGGCAAUGAUGGCAAUGGCAAUGAGAAUGGCAACGGCAAUGGCAGCAAUGUGUCCCGGUGUCCCGUGCAGUACCGGCAGCCGGCGGCCGAGGGCUCCCGAGCCGCGCUCAGCUCCCCCGAGCUCCCGGCACGGGCGGGGGAAGCGGCUCGCGGUGGAAGCCCGGCCCGGAGCAUCUCCCCAAAGCCGCGGCGCCGCAGCCGCCAGCCCCCCGCCCAGCGCCGGCCGCUGCCCCGGGGCCUUCCGGAGCCCCGGCGGCUGCCCCGGCCAGGGAUCCGCUCCUCGUCCCGAGAGACAAAGCCUGGGAACACCCUCCCAGCACCCUCUGCAGCUCCGGCUGCACCGCCCGCGCAGGGAUGCUCCAAGGGAUGCCCUGGAGAUCACGACACGCACCGGAAUGUCACCAUCCCCUCCCGGCCCUGA
Molecule: messenger RNA, 1920 nt
Organism: Passer montanus (Eurasian tree sparrow)
Lineage: Eukaryota; Metazoa; Chordata; Aves; Passeriformes; Passeridae
Gene: ENPP7
Product: ectonucleotide pyrophosphatase/phosphodiesterase 7
Exons: 5
Coding region: 1-1920 (639 amino acids)
Source: RefSeq, a predicted model, not a curated record